CCAACACGUCUAGCCAGCACGAAGUGCCACGACUUCACAGCAGACCACGGAUUCUCCAGCGGAGUGAGGGGAAGAGCGUUGGGAGAAAGAAGGAAAAAAAGCUAGUUAGCUGUAUAAAUAGAUAGUUUUUGCACAGAAGUAAUUCCCGCUUACAGUUACAAGUCAAAGCGGCUUCCCCCCCCUCUCCAUUCCAUACAAGCAAGCAGACAUCACCGGCCCGGUCAACUAAAAUUGAAGAAUGGAUAUCUAUGACCCCCAGACCCUGGGGAUAAUGGUGUUUGGUGGAUUCAUGGUGAUCUCCGCUCUCGGGAUUGCUCUUGUGUCCACCUUCUCGAUGAAGGAGACUUCUUAUGAAGAAGCCCUGGCUAAACAACGCAGAGAGCUGGGUAAGAUACAGUCCGCCCGCUCUGACAAAAAGAAGAAGGACAAAGUAUCUGAGAAGAAGGGCCGUGGGAAGAAGAAAGAGGAGAAGCCAAAUGGGAAAAUCCCAGAGCCUGAUGAAAUUCAAGAGGAAGUUGAAGCUGACCUGGUCAUUGAGCCCGCUGCCGCCCCAGUUGUAGCAGCUGCCCCCGAACCAAAACCUGUCCCUGAUUUUGAUGUUAAGCCAAAUGCAGCAACAGCAGCUCCCGAGCUAACGACUGCUCCUGAACCAAGCCCUGCUGUUAUCGAGCCCUCGCCGGCACCCUCCCCAAAGGAGAAGAAGAAGAAGAAGGUGCCGAGGGUCGAGCCAGCCUCUUCCCAAACAGCCCCACUUGUGGUUGCCUCUGCAGCCGUCAAGUCCUCCUCGGUACCUGCGUCAAACCAGGCCCCCAUGUCUUCCCUGACUAAAGCAAACGCGCCCUCCUCGGCCCCAGCUAAGCCUGCAUCUGCCCCAGCUAAGCCUGCUCCAACCCCAGCCCCAGCUAAGACUGCAUCUGCCCCAGCUAAGCCUGCUCCAACCCCAGCCCCAGCUAAGACUGCAUCUGCCCCAGCAAAGUCUGCUCCUGCCCCCACAAAAACUGCUGCAGCCCCAGCCAAGACGGCCGCGGCCAAGGCUUCACCUGCUCCACCCAAGACUACCCCAGUACUGGAAGCUGUCACCAAAGCUGUCCCAGGGAUGGCGGUGCCCCCAGCUGUAUCUCAGCAGACCCCGGCUGUUGUAGUAAAGGUUCAGGAGCCCAAGAAGAAGGCCUCUAAGAAAAAGACUGAAGCUGUGGCAGCGGUGGAUUCUGCUGACGCUCCUCUGUACCUGCCCUACAAGGCUCUGGUGUCCUCCAUCAGUAGCAUGGUGUUCAGUGAGGUCGAGGCUCAUAGGCUCAUCGAGAUCCUGUCUGAGAAAGUUGGCAUCAUUCAGGAGACCUGGCACAAGGCCACUCGUAAAGAAGACCCUGUGGCCAUGCUGAAGAAACAACUGGAGGAAAGGGAGAAACAGCUGGCGGCAGAACAAGAGGAAUCUUCAGCGGCAAAGAAUCGCCAAAGAGAACUCGCCAAGGAGCUGUCUGCUGAGAAGUCAAAGGUGGCAAGUGUGGAGACAAGGCUGAGUUCCCAGCUGAGUAAGAGGGAGCAAGAAAUGAUUGCUCUGCAAGCACGCAUGCAGGCUAGUUACCAGGACCAUGUGGCACAGACCCAGGGCCUCAAUGCUAAGGUUGUCAGCCUACAGGACCAGUUGGAAAAAGGCCCCAAUGCCCAGCUAGCCCGUCUACAGCAGGAGAACUCUAUUCUCCGUGAUGCCCUCAACCAAGCCACCAGUCAGGCUGAGAGCAAGCAAAACGCAGAGCUGGCCAAGCUGCGUCAGGAAUGCACAAAGUUAACCAAAGAACUUGGAGAGAAGACGGAUGUUCUGCUUGCUGAUGAGCACAUCAGGAAAGGGCUAGAGGCCAAGCUCUCUGCUGUAGAGAAGCAGCUCUCCCUGCUGCAGGCCAGCCAUGGGGAAAAUGAGCAGGUCUUGCAGAGGAAAUUGGAGGAGGUGUGCGAGGAGCUCAGGGAAACACAGAGUCGAAACAACAGCCUGCAGGCUACGUUGGACAAAGCCCAGCAGGACAGCAGCGCGCUCUCAGAGUACCAAGUCCGCAUUGGGAGAUUGGAGGCUGAUAACAGCGAGCGCAGUGCUCGGGUGGAUGCACUCACUGCCCAGCUGCAGGAGGCGCAGGCGGAGAAAACCCAGCUCGAACAGCGGGUGGCCUCCAUCAACUCACUGCUAGAAGCCAAUCAGACCAAAAAGGAAGAGAAUGAUAACAACGUGGUGAAUGCUGGGGAAGUGGAACAGCUAAAUAUCAGCCUUCAGGAGAGAACCAACCAGUUAAACACCCUCCACGAGGAACUGAAGCAACUGCAAUUGAAACAGGAAGCUGCUGAGACCACUAUUGCCGAGCUAGAGCAAAGAAAUAAGAGCCUGACAGAGAAGGAUGCCCUUGUCACAUCACUACAAAAGGAGCUGAGAGAAGAGAAAGAAAAGACGUCUAUUGAUGCACAGAGCGCUACGGCAGAGCUGAUGGCUUUUAAAAGUGAAACCAAAGAAACUCUCCAGACACUCUUCCCACAGAUAGCGGUAGAAAUGGAGCAGUCCAACUGGUUACAAGUGUUCACACAGAAGGCUCAGGAGACGCUGAGCCAGCAGAUCCAGGAGUCUCAGUCGAGCACAUCAUUGCCUGAGUUGCUCGGGAAGUUGAAGGAGGCUGAGGAGGGCCAUGGCUCACUGCAGGCUGAAUGUGAACAGUACAGGAUAGUCCUGGCUGAGACGGAAGGAAUGUUGAAACAUCUUCAGAAGAGUGUGGAGGAAGAAGAACUAGUAUGGAAGUCCAAGAUAGCCAACUCGGAGGAACAGCUGAGUGCGGCUUUGGGGAAGGCCAGCAAGCUGGAGGCAGAAAAACAAAGUGCAGAGAAGUUGAAGGAGCAGGUGAUGCUUCUAGAAGCCCAACUGGAGAAGCAGUCGGAUGACCAGGCGAUGUCGGAGGAGAUUGAGAAGCUGAAGCUGCAGCUUUUGGAGGGUCAGAGCCAACUGGAUUCGGCCCAGAAGGAGGCCCAGGCACACAAGGAGGAGCUUGCACAGGUCAGAGAGCAGCUGGGCAAGAUCACGAUGCAGGCUCAGCGAGAACACAAUGGCCUAUCUGAGGCUCAACCCAGUCAGUUCCAGAACGAGUUGAGUCAGACAACCGAGAAGCUGCACGGGGAGGCGGCUCAGAGACGGCAGCUUUCUGAAGAAUUUGAGCAGGCCCAGAAGACUAUAACAGAACUUCAGGCCCAGUUGGAUCUUCUAAACGUUUCUGCGGAGGCACCACAAUCUGCCGCAGACGAUGUUCCACAGCUGAAGGAGCGCCUGGAGAAGGAGAAGAAGCUGUCCAAAGAUCUGGGCCAGGCGGCCACCAAGCUCCAGCAGCUACUAAAAGCUACUCAAGAGCAGCUGACCAAAGAGAGAGACACAGUGAGAACACUACAGGAGCAUCUUGAAGGAAAGGGAGAAUACGUGGAGCUGAAGGAAGGAACAUCCGUCUAAGAAGACCACCGCAGACAUGAAACUGCCAAAUAUGCCUUAUGAUUACCAUAGUUAUGCAUUCCAAGACUUUCUUAUACUGUAGUUGAUUGCAUUUGUUGCAACGGUAGGAAUCAAAUAUUUGAUCAUAUGAACAUAAGGGCAAUCUUGCUACAAUCUUUAUUGAAAACAUUCCAUAAAGAAUUCUGGCUAUGUCAGAAGUUAUUUAUCCCCCUGCCUUAUAUUCCAGAUAUUAACCCAUAGUUCAGUGUUAAAGGGAAACAGAUUGUGCGUCAAACGUACAUCAACCUGUGCAAUUACUUU
Messenger RNA from Pungitius pungitius (ninespine stickleback), 3772 nucleotides. It is a transcript of the gene rrbp1a, whose product is annotated as ribosome binding protein 1a. The transcript has 25 exons. Lineage: Eukaryota; Metazoa; Chordata; Actinopteri; Perciformes; Gasterosteidae. The record is from RefSeq and is a predicted model, not a curated record. Gene Ontology annotation, biological process: protein transport. Bases 239 to 3472 code for a protein of 1077 amino acids. Gene Ontology annotation, cellular component: endoplasmic reticulum membrane.